Pteronotus mesoamericanus is the source of this 6142-nucleotide messenger RNA. RefSeq names its product potassium channel tetramerization domain containing 12 (gene KCTD12). Gene Ontology annotation, cellular component: postsynaptic membrane; presynaptic membrane; signaling receptor complex. The transcript has a single exon. Gene Ontology annotation, biological process: regulation of G protein-coupled receptor signaling pathway; protein homooligomerization. NCBI's taxonomy places the organism in Eukaryota, Metazoa, Chordata, Mammalia, Chiroptera, Mormoopidae. Gene Ontology annotation, molecular function: protein binding. The record is from RefSeq and is a predicted model, not a curated record. The coding region runs from base 161 to 1135 and encodes 324 amino acids.
UCCGGGAGCAUAGCGGGGCGCGCUCGCACCGCUCGGCUCCUGGGCCUCCUGGAGGCGGCGGCCGGGGCGCAGGGCUGAGCGAGCGUCUGGGAAGGGUGGCCGCAGCCCCAUUGUGCGGCCCCACUCCCUGUCACUACCCCAGCCCAGCCACCCCUUAACCAUGGCUCUGGCGGACAGCACCCGUGGAUUACCCAACGGGGGUGGCGGAGGCGGUAGCGGCUCCUCGUCCUCUUCUGCGGAGCCGCCGCUCUUCCCCGAUAUCGUGGAGCUGAACGUGGGGGGCCAGGUGUAUGUGACUCGGCGCUGCACGGUGGUGUCGGUGCCCGACUCGUUGCUCUGGCGCAUGUUCACGCAGCAGCAGCCGCAGGAGCUGGCCCGGGACAGCAAAGGCCGCUUCUUUCUGGACAGAGACGGCUUCCUCUUCCGUUACAUCCUGGAUUACCUGCGGGACUUGCAGCUCGUGCUGCCCGACUACUUCCCCGAGCGCAGCCGGCUGCAGCGUGAGGCCGAAUACUUCGAGCUGCCUGAACUCGUGCGCCGCCUCGGGGAACCUCAGCAGCCUGGCCCGGGGCCACCUCCGCACCCCAGGCGCGGGGUGCAAAAGGAGGGCUCGCUGGGAGACGAGUUGCUGUCGCUCGGCUGCGCGGAGCCGGAGCAGCAGGAGGGCGCCUCCGCAGGAGCGCCCUCGCCCACGCUGGAGCUGGCUAGCCGCAGCCCGUCCGGGGGCGCGGCGGGUCCGCUGCUCACGCCGUCCCAGUCGUUGGACGGGAGCCGACGCUCGGGCUACAUCACCAUCGGCUACCGCGGCUCCUACACUAUUGGGCGGGACGUGCAGGCUGACGCCAAGUUCCGGCGAGUGGCACGCAUCACCGUGUGCGGCAAGACAUCGCUGGCCAAAGAGGUGUUCGGGGACACCCUGAACGAGAGCCGGGACCCCGACCGGCCCCCGGAGCGCUACACCUCGCGCUAUUACCUCAAGUUCAACUUCCUGGAGCAGGCUUUCGACAAGCUGUCCGAGUCGGGCUUCCACAUGGUGGCGUGCAGUUCCACGGGCACCUGCGCCUUCGCCAGCACCGACCAGAGCGAGGACAAGAUCUGGACCAGCUACACCGAGUACGUCUUCUGCAGGGAGUGAGCUCCCCAGACCCCCUCGCGACUCCAGCGUACCCAUUCCCCCUUCUUCCUGCCCGGGAGAGGAUUAUAGAUCUCCCUUCCCACCCCACGCCCCCUUAUUCCCCUGAUCCCCACCUCCAAUAGCUGUGCUAGUCCCCCUCGUCCCCACUUGAGAACCUGGAGCCGCCAAUCCUUUCGGCUGUUUCUUUCAUCUUCUUUGGACCCCACUAACCGAGAGGGCCCAGAUGUACCCCCUCCACCCAUGCUUCCUCCACCCCCUGCCUCAAACCACCUCCCCUCCCGGAUUGUCCUUCUGUCUGGAGCUAGUGGGGCAGGGUGGCGCCAAGUCACCAAGUACCUGGGAAUGAUUGAAUUGUUCAGAACCUGAUGGGACCCUGACCAGUGUGUAGAAGAUUUCCUUGAAAUCUUCUCAAGCCCUAUAGGAUUCCUUCGAGGUUAUCAAGAGAUCAGCGUUGAUAACGCUGGGAAUAGUGUUUUUGGCCCUCUUUAGAAGUAGAGUGUUAGAAGGCUGGAUGGAAGACUCGACCUGGAAUUGGGAUCCCAUGGAGGCAGUUCAGUGACUCUAAAUGAAUAAAGUUUAGAAGAGUUACAGGUAGAUGUAGGCGAAGAAUCUAGUGCUGGCACAAUGAAGGAUCACGUCUUCUCCUUGCGGAAAUAAAAGUCUUCGCCCGUGGCUGAAACCUGUAGAAAGUUACCUCCUGCCUGAGGAGGCACCCCUUUUCCUCUGCUCAUUGCCAGAAGCCCUUGGUUGGACUGGGUGACAUGGCAGCAGUUAUUGGCAGGAGGAAGACAGAGCCCUGCCACGAACAGGGCAGGACAGGCCGAGUGACCAAGUCUCUCGGGGAAGUCAGCCAGCAGUGACUGAAUGGAGCUGGGUAGUAAUAAUGCACGUCGUGGGGAUUAGGAAAGCCCAAGUAUUCUUGCAGUGAAUAGCAGUAGGACCUUAGCUCUUAAGACUUGGGGGUGGGGUGGGGAGGGAGGAAGGCAGGCAGCGUGGGUGGGAAGGGAGGAACCGACUAGCUCAUGUAUUAUUUGAAAGUUGGAAGUUUGUACCAUCCCUUUGAGUACAUGCACAUUUAAAAAAAUAGUACACAAAAACACGCAAAGCAUUUUAUAAAAAUUAAUAGCAUCUACUCUUUACAGGCAGUUUAUUGAAUUGUUUUGAAUCCUAAACUUAGAAGUUGCUAAUACUUAUGUAAUCUAACCAAAGAGUUACCCAGUAGGGUUUUAGUUUUUCAACUUUAUUUCCUUGUUGAUUAUAAAUCCUGAAUUAAAAAUCUAUUUACUUGAGCAACGUAUGUUUGAUUUUGGUUACUUAAACUUAGGAUCUCUUAUUAAAAAACACCCUUCCUUUCUCCAAGCCCAGUCACUGUUGACUUCUGGGCAAAUCUGAAAACCAGAAAAUGCCACUUCUUUCAUGCAGAUUAUUUGAAGUUAAGGUGGAAUCUUUUUGAGUGACAGCUGCAGAGAAAUAGAAGCACCAAGGGCCGCCCCUCUGUCCAUAGCUGUAAAAUGGAGUCUUUUAAAAUGAACACAAGUAGUUAAAGUGAACUGAGCAAUAAAAUGGUGUUUAGGUAAAUGCAGCAGAAACAGAAGGAGACCUGCUUGCCUUACGCCUUUUCUCUAACAUGGAAUAAACUCCCACUGCAUUUCCUAUCUACCCCAUAAGUGACAGGAAGUGAAUCCUUAUCUUUCAUGCUGUGAGGCUCCUUUGAAUAUUCUGUGAUGAUGGAAUAUUUUUUCAUUUGUUUCAGCAUUUUUCUCUGAAGUAUGUUUUUAAAGAUUUUGUAAGAAUGUGUUUUCAGUGUUUAAAUUAGCGCUAUUUUUCCUUUUUAAAAAUGAAUCUUGUACUGUAUCUUACUAUGUCCAUAACAGAUGUUAAGAAUUGGAACAGUUUUGUUCUUAGACUCAUGUGAUCCAAUCUGUAUAUACCAUAUAUAAACAUUUUACAUGAAUCAUUUAGUUUUUUAAUUCAUUAACUAAUGCUGUAUAAUUUCCUAUAUUUGCCCCCAGUAACUUUCAUCAGAUGGUGUUUAUACUAAAGCAACAUGUUUUGAUGAGUUUCUUAUAUUCUUAUCUAUGGAGAAAUUGGGUUAGGAAAAAAAUAUGUAAAUUAUAAAACUGAGUUUGCUCCAUACUUCUUUCUCUUUUGCUUGGAUAUUAGUUGUAUACUAAUAAUAUGUUGAUUAACUGUCUACUUAAAUCAAAGUACCUGUAUUUUUAAGCCACUGUUUCUUUUUUAAGAAAAAGAUUUGAGGUUUUUUAUUGUAAUUGCAUUUUUAGAAAAGUAAAGUUAGUUUACUUUUCUAAAGUAAAGACUGUAAUCAUAAGGGAAGUGGAAGUAGAAAUCCAAGAAGUUGUGUGUGCUUUAAUGUUGAGUGUGUUCUCAGACUAGGUAAUGCAUCAGAACUUAUCUCUGUUUCAAGCCUGAAAUGAUUUAGGAAUGUUGCUCACUGGCCAAAAGAGGGUGUCACAGAGACUUCUCCGUCCACAUGGUAUUCUGUUAGAUUGCUCAACAAAAAUCAUGUAAUUGAGACCAUCUUAGAGGGCCAGAUCAAAGCCACUAACAUAUGGCAAGACUCUGAGAUUCUGGUUUUCCUUGUAAAAUCUGCACAACUCCAGGAGUAAUGCAAAACUGCUAAAGAUUUGUCUCUGCCACUUAAGUCAUAAAUUUUGUCUUGUAAAACUUUGAGUUGAACUAUUUCAUAGACAUUUUAUCGCUCCCCUCGUCCCCCCUCCAUGUUGCCCUGCACCCCUCCCCUUACCCCUUUCUAUCUGAAAGACUGGGAAUUUAAUGGUUAGAGACAGGAAAGCAUCCUCUUUUUCUGGGGAUGACCCCUAUAAAGUUGGAAGUGGAUACCUAAAAACAUUUUACUUUUAGGCCAAAGUAAAGGUUGCGCGGGAAACUCAUUUUACGCUGGGUAGAGAGUAUAACUGUGGUAAGAUGACUGGUCAUGGGCACUUCGGGGGCCCUCCCCCUCCAUGUGCCUUGGGCCUGAGAAGGACCUUUGGUGGUCUGCAGGGUGGGUUGGAGUGUUCGUUGGUUGCCACCUAUGAACUUGGAUGGGAUUUCGAGGACAUUUGAACAAACCCCGUGAAGACACCAUUCAAAUAACUUGGGAGAAGGUCGGAAAUUAUUCAGGUAAUUAUGACUGCAUUAACCUGACUCCAUGGAGCAUGCAUUUACAUAUGUAAUGACUCUAAUUACCUUUUGAUUCAUAAAUACAACUGAGUGACGUUAGGUUUUAAUAACUAAUUUUUUUAAUUUUUAAAAAAGAAUGAUUAUUGACAGUGGUGGUUAAAAAAACAGGUACCAUGUUUAAAGCUUUUGUGCCAAGUGUUUAACAAGUAGUCUAUUUUUAAUGUAGAAAACGAACCAUAUUCAUUUUAAUUUUUCAAAUUAUAUGUUGUGGAAAACGUUCCUUGAAGGUGUGAGACUUAAAAAUAUUUUCUCCUUCAGUACUGUUUUUAUUCCUGUGUUUCUUAUUUGGCUUUCUGCAUUGAUAGCAAAGUGAUAAUUUAUCAUACGAGCCAAAUUUGUCUUCUCUUUCAAUCCAGAACCAUAUAAAUGGGGGCUGUUGCUUCUCUGAGGAAGUGCGUAAUCUGUGAAUUCUCAGACAAAAUGGGCAACUGGCAAAUCUCAUGAUAUAGUCCAAUUUUUAUUGGAAUUUUCUAUGGAAUGUUAUUAUAUUGAAGCCAUGUAAGAUGAUGCUUUGAUAAUUUCUUACUUUUUAAAUUAUGGUAAAUCCUAAUCUAAUAUUUAAACAGUUUUGUAUUCCACAUGAAAAAUGCUAAAUUAUAGUGCAGGUAUUUAGAAAGUAUUGACUGGAGGGGCUGAAUUCCUUAAGAAUUUCUUUUAUAGUCUAAAUCAUAAAUGCUUUUCUCAAUUGACUUAAAUUUCUAAACUAGUAAAUUGAAUGUUUGCAUUAUAAACCUACCAGAGUAAAUCUUUUGGAAUUUUGUUUUGUUUUUUCCCUUUACUAUAACUCAAUUAAAAACUGAAUUAGUUUUCUUAAAUGACCAAAUCUGUCUUGAGAAAUAAAUAAAAUAAUCUUGUGUUUCUAGGGCCAAUAGUACCGGAAACAGAGUUUCCUAGAGCCAGGAACAAUUUCUGUUGAAGUUAAUUUUUCUUUGCCACAAGUUUGAAUAAUAAAAAUCUAAAAGUAUUAGUGUUUGAAGAUUUAGAUUUUUCUACUGGGGCCCUUGGAAUUUGGAAGAAAUUCAACCAGACUGUCUACAUUAGAGUAUAAUCUUUUGUGAUAGGAAAAUGGACUAGUUUGACCAAGAAUUCUUGUCACCUUAUACAUUUUUUGAUUUUUCCCCCCAAGCCAGGUUUUUUAUUUUAAAUGUAUGCUGAUGUCUGUGAACAUUAAUUGUAAUGUAAACUAUUAUACAACUGUCUUUGUGACUUUACAGGCAGGCAAACUUUGCUAUUACUAUUACAAAUGAUGGCAAUUCAUUUAUGACCACACAAAUAGCAUUAGUGACAUUUAAUGAUUAAAGGUUAAAGCAUUCAUUGUGGAUGUUAAUUUUGAAGAUGUCAAUUAUACGUUAUUUAAAAAUUUCCAGCCAUCUGAAAAACUCUUAUCUGCUAAACAAUGUAAGAUUCCCACAGAGCUAUCUGGAAUUAUGGGAUUGUCGAAAAUGUUGUCUUUCAUAUCAUUGAGUCAUUUUCUCAAAAUAGAAGGGGAAAGAAAAAAAAUUAAUUAUAUGAUUAUGAGGCUUUUCUAAUGAGACAGAAAGCCAAGAUAAAAAAAAAAAAAUCCCUCUAUAUUUUAAAAAAGGCGCUGAUGAAGUCUUUGUAGACAUGCCCAAACUUUAAAUGAGAAUUUCUUCAACCAUCUAAAUGCUCUACUUUUGUUCUCCCUGCUCACAACCAGUUGUAUAACAAAUACUCGAUACCGUUUUCCUCCGUGUGUGAAGUAAUGAAUCAUUGAUUAUGUGACUUGUUAUGUAUUCUAUUAAACACUAAGGAAUAAAACAUUCACUCCUUUAAUUAUUCCUCUUG